AUGGGGGAAGGAGCCGGAAAAUCCAGUUUCAUCAACUCGGCUCACAGCGUUUUUGAACACAGAGUGAUAGUGAAAGCAGAGACGGCAUUCGGGUCCAGUCGGCUGGCUCCUAUCCCUAGAUACGGGCCUCAGGAGCGUCCACUGAUCCUGUCCUCCCGAAACGCGCUUGUCGUUUCGGUUUCCCUCGCCCGCGGAUUCAGCGGCUCAAUCGGGUACAAGGCCUACAAAAUUAAAAAUGGACAAGGAGGCACGUUGCCGUUCAUCUUCAAUGACAUCAUGGGGCUAGAAGAUGAUCAAUCAUCAUCAGGAGUUCAGACUGAUGACAUUAUUAAGGCAGUGAUGGGACACAUGAAGGACAACUAUGUGUGUAAUCCUAAUCGUACACUGGAAGAUGGAGAUCCAAACUACAUCAGGAACCCCAGGGUGAAUGAUAAAAUUCACUGUGUGCUGAGUAUCCUGCCAGCAACCACCAUCAAUCUAACAGAUGAUUCCAUUAUCAGAAAAAUCAAAGCUGUUGGGAGUAAAGCCAGUAUGAUUGGCAUCCCUCACGUUGUUCUCCUGACAAAGAUCGACGAGUGCUGGCCACUGGUUCAGCAAAAUCUGAAGAAGGUCUACUACAGCAAAAAAAUCAAGCAAAAGAUAAACGAAUGCAGUGACAUACUGGGAGUCGCCAAAACCUGCAUCUUUCCGAUAAAAAACUACCACGAGGAGACUGAGACCGAUAACGACAUAGACGCCCUGAUUCUGUCAGCUUUCAACCAGAUUGUCUUCUUUGCUAAUGAUUAUGUAGAAGACCUGACAAGUGGUGAAAAGACAGCAAUAGUUUAG
Messenger RNA from Trichomycterus rosablanca, 828 nucleotides. Its product is annotated as interferon-induced protein 44-like. Lineage: Eukaryota; Metazoa; Chordata; Actinopteri; Siluriformes; Trichomycteridae. The coding region runs from base 1 to 828 and encodes 275 amino acids. The transcript has 8 exons. Gene Ontology annotation, biological process: immune response. The record is from RefSeq and is a predicted model, not a curated record.